GUAAUGUUUUGGCACAAAAGGCAGGUGAUUGUUUGGGGCUUGCCAAAAAGUGACAGACAGAGGUAAAGCAGCUAUAGAAAUGGAACACAAGACAAGUCUCCAAGCAUCCUAAAGUAUGAUGGAGUGGAUUUUUGUUGAAGGAUAUGAUUAGAGAAUCCCUGUUGUAUAGAAAACUUUUGUGUGGAUUGGAACUGAAACACCUAUGAUCUCUAAUUCAGAAAAAAAUAAAAUCAAAACAUAGGCGAUGCCUCAGCACAAACGUGAAACAGCAUGAAAUGAACUGUGACUACCAUGUCAUGUCAGCAGCACUCUCCCGAGAGAUUAUUCAUAUGACCAAACUGCCCUCGUUCCCCUAAUCCGUUUUCGAGAGUUACAACCACCAUGGACGGCGGGAACCGACCGGAGGCGGAGCGCUGGCUAUACACCGCCAACAAGCUCCUGAGCGCGCGUGACCUGCACGGUGCGCGCUCCUUCGCCAUCCGCGCGCGUGAGUCGGACCCGACCUACGAUGCCUCGGAGCACCUCCUGACGGUCAUCGACACGCUCCUCGCCGGCGAGUCGCGGAUCAACGACCACCACCGCGACUGGUACGGGAUCCUCCAGAUUCUCCGCUACACCACCAACAUGGACCACAUCGCCGCCCAGUAUCGCCGCCUCGCGCUCCUCCUCGACCCUCACCGCAACAUGUUCGCCUUCGCCAGCCACGCCUUCUCCCUCGUCAACGACGCCUGGUCCGUUCUCUCCAAUUCCGCCAAGAAAGCCAUGUACGACAGCGAGCUCCGCUUGCUCACCGCUCCGGCGCCGCCGCAACAUCAUCCUCUUCCCCCGCAGCCUCAACCCACGCUGAGGCGAAACCCUAGAUCGAGGGACGAGCCGAAUCCUAACCGUCCCGAGUCGGCUGAGUCGAGUCGGCAGACUCGGACCGUGGAAACUGAUACAGGAACAAGUUUCUGGACCUCGUGUCCUUAUUGUUAUGUGCUGUAUGAAUAUCCCAAGGUUUAUGAGGAGUGUACCUUACGGUGCCAGAGUUGUCGGAGAGGGUUUCAUGCGGUGGUGAUACGGUCGCCGCCGCCGUUGAGUGGGAAAGACGGUUCUUAUUGUAGUUGGGGGUUUUUCCCGUUAGGGUUUUCUGGGAAUUCGAAGGAUGUGAACGGGCAUGCCUCGAAUUGGAACCCGUUUUCGCCUUUGUUUCCUUGCCCCUUGAAGGGGUCGUCCAAAAGGAGGCCUCAGAGGAACUGGGCUUACUAUGACGACGAUGCUGCGGCCGCGUUUAUAGAGUUGUCGGACCCGAGUGACGACGAUUCCGGUGAUGGGGACUGGAGGAUUGGGAAGAAUAGGGGGAGGAAGAGGACUAGAGGGAAGAAAAAUUCUGGUGAUGGUAGGAGGGAGCCUGUGGAGAGAACUAAGAGGGGUGCUCAUGUAGGAAAUGAUAAUGUGGGUUCUGGUGCUAGUGGUAAUGUUAAUGCUAAUGCUGCCUCUGCUGUGCUGGCUGGUGCGAGGGGGGAGUCUAGUAAGAAGGCUGCAUUGGGUGGUUCGAGGAGGCGGGGGGCAGGAAACUUGGGGAAGUUGGAUUUGAAUGUGGAGUUUAGCAAUGAGGUGGAGGAGCCUUCCCGUGGAGUGCACAACCGCGAAGGGAAUGCUGCUGGACAUGCUGAGGAUAAUAUUGAAGGGAUUGGGUUUUUUGAAGGCCUUGAUGAGUUCCUCAGUAGCUUGCCCAUUCUCAAUGUUGUGGCAGAUGAUAAGGCUUAAAAACAUCUUUAAAUGGCAAUAUCUGGGAUGUGGCGAUACCUGUUAGGUCCUUGGUACUGUGAAACUACUCAUGUAGUUUCAUGUCACUCAUGAUUGAAAAGAGAAACAUGCUUUAGUAUGGUUUGAUUUGUGUACCCGACUCAGCAUUUUCAAAGUUCUAACUAACUGGAAUCUGCCCAAGCUCACUAGCUCAGCAUGGUAUUUGGUAUUUUCAUUUUGUUGUGAAUUUUGCAGUUUCUACUCGCAAUUCUCCCCUUUUCAACUCGUGCAUUGAUUCCCUUUAGAAGUAAGUUUAAUCUGUGCUGCAAAACUUUUAGUGGUGGGUACUGGGUAAUGCUUUCUAAAGCUUACAUUUGGUUCUGGAUCCUGAUAAAGCAUCUUGCCAGGUGCUAAUAGGCAUUAUUUUUAGUUUUUUUUUUCUUGAUCUUAAUUGUAAAUCUGAUCAGCAUAAGUCGUACUUUCUUUCACCAUUUCAGACAUAAGGAGUAGUCUACAAAAUAAAUAGUCAUGAACAGGGAUAAGAGAGUGGUUAAUGAAUUUUGAAAGAAUGUUUUUUCUUUAUAA
Glycine soja is the source of this 2313-nucleotide messenger RNA. RefSeq lists its product as uncharacterized. Bases 382 to 1749 code for a protein of 455 amino acids. The transcript is spliced from 2 exons. The record is from RefSeq and is a predicted model, not a curated record. Lineage: Eukaryota; Viridiplantae; Streptophyta; Magnoliopsida; Fabales; Fabaceae.